Molecule: messenger RNA, 306 nt
Organism: Peronospora matthiolae
Lineage: Eukaryota; Oomycota; Peronosporomycetes; Peronosporales; Peronosporaceae
Source: the annotation of a GenBank genome assembly
AUGCGUCGACCCGAAACGUUGAAGAUUGAUAUCUCAAGGUACAAGGGAACCGACGAAGACUUCCUGUUGAGAUGGUUCAUGGAGUUAGACGACGCCAUCAGGGCCCGUCACAUCGAGGGUGACGAGAUGCAAGUCACCUUCGCCCUGUCAAAUUUGACGGGACGAGCAAAGAAUUGGGCCUUAGGGCUCAAGAUUCACGACCCAAACGUGUUUGAGUCGUUGCAGAUAUUGAAGUCUCGGCUCAAAGAGACGUUUGAGCCUCAGAGCACGCUCUGCACUCUUGAGGCUAAAGCAAGGAAAGCGUGA